This is a messenger RNA of Caenorhabditis elegans, 435 nucleotides long. The record is from the annotation of a RefSeq genome assembly. Lineage: Eukaryota; Metazoa; Nematoda; Chromadorea; Rhabditida; Rhabditidae.
UUUAUGUGUAUUCCAGAACUAUUAACUUUCAGAGAAUGGCUUGAAGUAUGGAAUGAUGACCGAACAUUUUACGUCUUCACUAUUCUUGCAUGGAUUAUGAAUACAGUCGCAGAACCAAAAAGUUUCAGUCUCUGGAAUUAUACGAAUACAUUAUUAGUUAACAGUUUUCCAAGUAUGUUGGCUCUUCAUCACACCAAUUUUUCCGACAGUUUUCUGGAUCCUGAAAACCCUCAAAAAAUCCUGACCACAACAAAAAGUCACGGAAUUGUUGUCUGGGUAUUUACGGUUAUUAUCAAUGCUGUUGCAAACGACACGACAAAUAUUCAGAAAAUCAAGAAAUCGGGCCUUUACGAUUGUAUUAAUAAUCUUGAUUUUUCCGCCUUUCCCAAAGUAGAACAGGGUCACAAAAGAGUCAUGCACAUGUUGAAUCGAUAA